UCAUGUUGUGUCUUUGCAGGAAGUUCUGCUCAUGCGAGCGCACUCUGUCCAGCUGGGUCAGCAGGUUGGUGAACAGCACAGCCGCCAUCGACUCGUCAUUAGCUGCCGUGUCCCUGAAGAACAGACAGAGGAACAACGUCAGAGGAAGCAGACGGCUGGUUUAACGCUAAUAAAACCAAAACAGAGAGGCCAGUCCAGCAGGUGGCAGUAAAGGUUCUGUAAACCACCACGAAUAAACACAAAGAAGAAGAAACAGCGGUCAGAGGUGAAAGUUGAAUGGAGUAAAAACAUGGUUGAACACGGGGAUAUCCGCGUGGUUCACAGAGGUGGCAGCAAAAUAAAUUUCAGGGAGCCUGUCAUCAGCAAUGAUUCAAGGUUCCUGCUGUGCGCCUCAGGGGAGAGUGUGAAGGUGUUCAGCACCUCCACAGAGGAAUGUAUCCACAACCUGCGCGGACACACCGACCUGGUGACAGGUGUGCUGCUCAAACCCUCCAACCACCUGCAGGCCUACUCCUGCUCAGCAGAUGGCACUGUCAGACUUUGGGACUUCACAGAUGGCAUCCUUAUUAAGACUUAUGUCAUUGGAUACCCGAUUUACUCCAUCUGCGCAUCUGCAAACCAUGAAGGAGUCAUCUUUAUCGUUAUUCCAAUGCACGGUGACAAAAGAUCUGAGUUGUUCCAGCUGGUUGCGAUACAGCUGCCCCAGAGCGGAGAGCAGCUGGUGGAGGCCCGAGAGCUUUCUGCUGUGCUCGACAACGUCAGCUCCAACCCAGCAGCCAUCGUCUUCGGCAGAGGGGGUGAAUAUAUUGCUUCAGUUAAAGGUUUGCAGCUUGAGGUCUUCUUCUUCAAGAAGCAGAAGGCGUACAGGUUUCCCCUCAAAGAAGACAACAAAAAGGGAGGCAAGAACACGUUCAUGUGUGUUGCCUGUCACCCAAAAGAUGACUGCAUUGCCACCGGACACGAAGAUGGCAAGAUUCGCUUGUGGAGAAACUUCAACCACAAGAAGGAGUACACAUACUCCAUCCUGCACUGGCACCACAGUGCUGUCAGCUCACUGUGCUUCACCCCAGAAGGCACCAACCUGCUGAGUGGAGGCAUAGAGUCGGUGCUCGUCCAGUGGCGAUACCACCAAGAGAACCAGCGGGACUUCCUGCCCCGCCUGGGAGCUGCCAUCACGCACAUCGCCGUCUCACCUGAUGGAGCGCUGUUCUGCACCUCACACAGUGACAACAAGAUCACAAUCAUCCAGAGUUGUGUUAAAGUGUCGGCUGUCAUUCAGGGCCUGGUCAAAGGAGAAAGUGUCAGGACAGACUUGAUGAUGGACCCACGCAGCAAAUCCCUGGUCCUGAAUGGGAAACCAGGUCACCUGCAGUUUUACUCUCUGCAAAGAGACAAACUGCUGUACAACCUGGACAUAGUGCAGCAGGAGUACAUUCAUGAGUCGGGCCUGCAGCAGUUUGAGGUGGUCAAGGCGGCCUUUGAUGCUGCCGGCAACUGGCUGGCAACAGUGGAAGAAAGAAAACAGAAAGCCGCUGAGCUGGAGCUAAACUUGAAACUGUGGGCAUUUGAUGAGCAAACACAAAGUUUUGUGCUGAACACGACCAUCUCGGCCCCCCACGAGGCCCAGAUUACAGGCAUGUGCUUCUCCAGCACCACCGAGACCACCAUGCUGGUCUCCACCAGCAAGGACGGGCACUUCAAAGCCUGGCAGCUGGCCGCACCGGCCCACACAGAGGAUGAAGGUCCUUCCUGGUCGUGUGAUUUCGUGGGAGCCUAUCACAGCCUGGUGCCUGAAUGCUGCUGUUUCUCAGCCGAUGGUUCUCUGUUGGCCGUCAGCUUUCAGGAGGUGGUGACCGUGUGGAGCCCGGCCUCCUGGGAGCUCUUGACAACCCUGUCCCAGCCGCCAAAAGCCAUCAGGGAUCUUUGUUUUGGGCGACUAAGCUGUUCAAAGUAUCUGCUGGGAACCACUGCCAACAACCAGCUCUGCUGCUGGAACCUCCUCACCUGCUCAUUGGAGUGGAGCACCUCAAUGGACGUGAGCCUGCUGCUGGCUGACCCCAUCUCUGAGAACAUGGCUGCCUUCUGCUGUCAGGCUGGAUCCACCGACUUGUUUGUGUUUAAGCCCAGCGAGCCUCGGCCGCUGUUUUCCCAUAAGGCUGUGUGCUCGGGGAAGGUGACUCGCGCCAUCUUUGCCCCGAGGGAGGAGAUGCUGGAGAGCUGUGAGGAGAGCAGCCAAUGGCUCAACCGCUCCCAGCUGUACUUCCUCACUCAGUACAUGGACCUCAUGACUUUCACCACGAAGGCCGAGGAGGACAAACUGAUGGCGUCCAGCAAACAGCUUGUGAUCGAUGACAGCGUUGCCAUGACACCGUUCUACCUGUUGCUGGGGAAACACCGGCAACAGCAACAGGAGAGCCAAGAUGCUCUGAGCAGCAUGUCUGCAGAGAAGACUCCUCUGCCUCAGGGCUCUGUUGCUGUCAAAGAGCUUCUGCAGACCCCGGCCCACGUCUUGCCCUCCACCUCUUUCCUCUGCUCAAUGUUUGUGAAGUCUCUGCUCAUCUCUGUUACAGACACAAGGGAGGAAAAUAAACACGCAGAGGAGGAAAUGGAGAGCGAGAAAGAGGAAGAGGAUUCAGAGGAGGAAAUGGAAUCCAGUGGCACAAGACCAGAGCAGGCAUCAGUGGCAGGUCAGGCUGCAGAGUCUGCAGCCCCCGCUCUGACCAAAGCCCAGGUCAGGGAACUGAGGAGGGUGAAGAAACUUGACCACAGCUGGCUCGCAGGCCUCCUGGACUUUUGAGCUUGGCACAAAAACAGACAUUGACACAGAUCCGGUGCCCACAUAAGGUUUUCACCACAUCUGUGGGUUUAUUGCAUUGUCUUACGUUAUUAAAUCAGAGUGGAUUUCUCUUUAGACAGAUGAAGCACAAAGUGUAAGCAAACUCUGCGCUGAUACAAAACAGAAAAUGUUUGAUUGCAUAAGUGCCCGUCCCUUUGGCAGCAUCACAGCUUUGAGUCAAUGUUGACAAGUUUGAAUCAGUUUCCUAGUGUGAAGUCUGGAUUGAAUUGAGUCCUGGAUUCUGACCCGGUCCCUUGUGAGUAUUAACAUUAUUGUUCGUAAACAGUUCUCUUGCAGACUGCAGCAGGCCUUCCUUCAGAAUUUCUCUGGAUUUCUCUCUAUCUGCACUUCUGUACCAACAAAUUUGCAACAUGCAGUUUUCAGAUAAUUUCCCCUUUCUCUUCUUUUGUCUCAUUGUGGACCAACACUAGACUUGCACAGUUCUGCAGGGCUUCCAACUUCAUCAGCAAUUUGGAACCAGCAAUCUGUUGUUAAAUUUUUACUUGCAGCCCUCACAAGACUCAGACCCGGUUUGUCUUAACAAUGCUUGGCGGGAUGCCACCACCAGCCUUCAUGCAGGCAGUGGUGUGUUUUUGCUAAUGUUCAGUCUUUGGUUUACACCAAACAUGUAAUUUAGAAUGAUAAUGAAAAGCUCGGUUUUGAAUUCAGAAGGCCAUAGACCCUCCUCUCAUGACUGCAGAUUAUCACUGCCUGCAGAUAUCCUGUGUUUUUUAAAUUGCAGAACUAAAGCCAUGCCAUAUCUGAUUGGUUUGGUAUCUGCACUGAGUGAUAUCGAGUGUUUCUUCUGUCCUUCUUCUGACUGCAGAUAACUUGUCACAGACUUCACUGAAGUCUUCUGUCCUCACUGGUGAUUCUCAACCUUUUUUGUUUGUUGCAGUAUAAUUGAUGUUUAGGCGACGUCUUUCUCUUAACUUUCGUCAAAUUUGUAUUUAUAUUUAAUUCCACUAUCACUUGUACAGAAGCUUGACGCUUAUGUUGCCGGACAUUUUUAGCGAUCAAUUUUGACUUCUCUAUUUGCUCGCUGGCCUGACUGAGUCAGGUUGGUGGGAACUGAAGUACAGCCUGUGCGGUGGACGGAAACCCUGGUUGUUGUUGUCAGCAUUUUUUUGUUUUUUCCCUGGUUGAGAAUCACUGGUCUUCAUCGUGCAGCUUUUGACAGGAUAUUAGACAAAACCUGGAUCUUUAACAUUCAUUUCACUUCAUACAACUUCAAACAACUGGCUGCAAUCGUGAGGAGUUUGGUGCGCACCAGAAAAGGGAUCCAACACUUAUGCAGUUAUUUAUAUUGACUGACUGAAAAACUAAUCAGAUCCACUGUGAUUCAAUGUUAAAACAUGAAAAAGUCUAUGGGUGAGGUGAAAACCAUCUUUAGGCACCAUUUCAAUGCACAUUUAUGUGCAAUUACACAUUUUUCUACACAUUGACAUUGAAUAAAGAUGGAAUUCCUUCUUAAAGCCAUCAGCCUCGAUGAUUUUUGCUUCCUCCCUCACCUUGUUACACAACGUUGGCGUGUCUUCCAGAGUCCAAACUCGCAGCGUUUUUCCAUUCAGUCAGUAUUGUGUGAUGCAAUUUAGUGUCGUGUUGAAUGAAGGUUACAUUUGUAGAUGAAGUUUUUC
This is a messenger RNA of Chelmon rostratus (copperband butterflyfish), 4473 nucleotides long. It is a transcript of the gene wdr75, whose product is annotated as WD repeat domain 75. Lineage: Eukaryota; Metazoa; Chordata; Actinopteri; Chaetodontiformes; Chaetodontidae. The record is from RefSeq and is a predicted model, not a curated record. Gene Ontology annotation, biological process: positive regulation of transcription by RNA polymerase I; positive regulation of rRNA processing. Gene Ontology annotation, molecular function: RNA binding; protein binding. The transcript is spliced from 22 exons. The coding region runs from base 290 to 2797 and encodes 835 amino acids. Gene Ontology annotation, cellular component: nucleolus.